Molecule: messenger RNA, 1173 nt
Organism: Brassica oleracea var. oleracea
Lineage: Eukaryota; Viridiplantae; Streptophyta; Magnoliopsida; Brassicales; Brassicaceae
Exons: 2
Coding region: 46-1173 (375 amino acids)
Source: RefSeq, a predicted model, not a curated record
CUCAAAUCUUCUUCGCUCUUUCUCUGUUUCUUACUCUCAUCCACCAUGGUUGCUCCUGUCGCUACUGCUCUUGAACGUGCGUACAGUGUUAACAACAUCAAAAAUCAUAUCCCCAUCAUUCUAGAUAUUGAUGAUCACAACUAUGACGCCUGGAGAGAGCUCUUCCUCACUCACUGCCAAAGUUUCGACAUUGCUGGUCACCUUGACGGCACACUUCUUCCAACGGAUGAUAACGAUCAACAGUGGUCUAAACGUGACGGGUUGGUCAAACUGUGGCUCUACGGGACUCUCUCGAAGAAUCUCUUCAAAAGUACUUUCAAAACUGGAGGUACUUCUCGGGAAAUCUGGACUCGCAUCGAGAACUUCUUCAGGGACAACAAAGAGGCCCGUGCUAUUCAGCUCGAUCACGAUCUGCGUACCAAGGUCAUUGGAGACCAGAUGAUCCAUGCCUAUUCUCAAGAUCUCAAGUCCACAGCUGAUCUGCUUGCUAACGUUGAUGCACCAGUUUCAGAAAGAACUCUUGUCACCUACAUGAUCAAUGGCUUGAGCGACAAGUUUGACAACAUCAUCAAUGUGAUCAUGCAUCGUCAACCUUUCCCUACCUUUGAACAAGCUCGUUCGAUGCUCAUCCUUGAAGAAGAAAGGCUUAACAAGGGAAAGAAAUCCUCUGUUGUCAAGGACUUCGCCUCAUCUGACAAGGUCCUCAACGUCUCGUCUUCGACUCCGACUCAGCGAUCUGAUCAUCAACCUCAACCACAGCAGCGAUUCUUCAAUAACAGAGGUUCCAAACGCAACAACUACAGAGGUCGUGGACGACACAACAACAAUCAACAACGACCAAUGUACAACCAAUGGGGCGUUCCCUUCUGGCCUGCUGGAUAUCAGAUGUGGAAUAAUCAACAACCAGGACAAUGGAUACCGCAGCAACAAUUCAACAAUCAAGGCAUUCUUGGUCCUCGUCCUGCUAUCAACCAACAGAUGCUUCAGGCUCAGCCGCAAGGUCAUAACAAUCAUCUCGUCGCUGCAGUUCCGACUACAGACUUUGCCUCUGCAUCCAACACCAUGACGUUAAUGGAGCCAUCUGAUCAUCAGUGGUAUAUGGACUCUGGCGCCACUGCUCACUUAGCAAACAACCCAGGAUCUUCAAACUCGUCGGACGAUUCUCCACAGUGA